CCCGGCCGCGUCUCGGCUCUCUGGAGCGCCGCAGACCCCCGCGAGGGGCCUGAGAAAGUCUAGUCGAAAGGCCGAGGCAGAGGCGGCUCUAGGAGGCUCAGCGGGCCGUCGCGUUCCGCACGGUUGGAUGAUAACCGCGCCGAUUGGCCGCUCGGGCCUCGGCGGGAGCCCGGCGGCUGCGGGCGGCCCGAGGGCGCGCGGAGACCUCCCGGGGCGCUGAGGUCGCGGCGGGGUGGUGCGGAGCCGUGUCCCGGUCUCCUACGCCGGCCUCUGCCAGGUGUCUGCAGCGUGGGAGUCGUCCCCACAUGGGUGCUUUACUCGGAAUAGCAACAUGCUCUGUUUCACUUCUCCCCUAGUAAAUACUGUACUUAAAUUGCCUCCCGGUGAGCUCUGGUCUCUUCAAAUAUGAGUAAUGAAAAUUCCUUAGGAGGGUGAAUGAAGCCUCUCAUAUAUUCCUUGGGCUUUGCUAAAUUGCUUAGUAAAUGACUGCUUUGCAGGCCUUUUGUGUAACUUAUAUUUUAAGGGAAAUUCGGUCACGUGCAGUGCCUCUCCUUGAAGAUGGUGGUGGCGAGAAUUUUAUUGAAACUGCUCCCAUAAUUUUCCAUGUGCUGUUACACAUUUUCCAGAGAUGAACUUGGAAUCAGCAUGCCUUUCUUUUGCUGAGAAACCAUGGAUGGGAAAUAAGCACUUAUUAAACUUGAAGUGAAUGGACCUGACUGGGCUCUGAGCACAUCAAUAAACAUGAGUGGAACCAAACCUGAUAUUUUGUGGGCACCCCACCAGGUCGAUAGAUUUGUUGUAUGUGAUUCAGAACUAAGUCUUUAUCAUGUGGAAUCUACUGUGAAUUCGGAACUCAAAGCUGGAUCUUUACGUUUAUCUGAAGACUCUGCAGCGACAUUACUGUCAAUAAAUUCAGACACACCGUAUAUGAAAUGUGUUGCCUGGUAUCUCAAUUAUGAUCCUGAAUGUCUCCUAGCAGUUGGACAAGCAAAUGGUCGAGUUGUACUUACAAGUCUUGGUCAGGAUCAUAACUCAAAAUUCAAAGAUUUGAUAGGAAAAGAAUUUGUUCCAAAACAUGCACGACAGUGCAAUACCCUCGCAUGGAAUCCUCUGGAUAGUAACUGGCUUGCUGCUGGUCUAGAUAAACACAGAGCUGACUUUUCAGUGCUGAUAUGGGAUAUAUGCAGCAAAUAUACUCCUGAUAUAGUUCCCAUGGAAAAAGUAAGACUUUCAGCAGGUGAAACUGAAACAACAUUGUUAGUAACAAAACCACUUUAUGAAUUAGGACAAAAUGAUGCUUGUCUCUCUCUCUGUUGGCUUCCACGAGACCAGAAGCUUCUCCUUGCUGGUAUGCAUCGUAACCUCGCCAUAUUUGAUCUUCGGAAUACAAGCCAAAAGAUGUUUGUAAAUACAAAAGCUGUUCAAGGGGUAACAGUAGACCCGUACUUCCAUGAUCGUGUAGCUUCCUUCUAUGAAGGUCAGGUUGCAAUAUGGGAUCUUAGAAAAUUUGAGAAGCCAGUUUUGACAUUGACUGAACAGCCAAAGCCUUUAACUAAAGUAGCAUGGUGUCCAACGAGGACUGGUCUACUUGCCACUUUAACACGGGAUAGUAAUAUUAUUAGAUUGUAUGAUAUGCAGCAUACACCCACUCCCAUUGGAGAUGAAACUGAACCCACGAUAAUUGAAAGAAGUGUGCAACCUUGUGACAAUUACAUUGCUUCCUUCGCAUGGCAUCCAACAAGUCAAAAUCGAAUGAUAGUAGUAACUCCUAACCGAACAAUGUCUGACUUUACUGUUUUUGAAAGAAUAUCUCUUGCCUGGAGCCCAAUUACAUCUUUAAUGUGGGCUUGUGGUCGUCACUUGUAUGAAUGUGCAGAAGAAGAAAGUGAUAAUUCUUUAGAAAAAGAUAUAGCAACAAAGAUGCGCCUUCGGGCUUUGUCGAGGUAUGGACUUGAUACAGAACAGGUAUGGAGAAACCACAUUUUAGCUGGAAAUGAUGAUCCACAGCUCAAGUCACUCUGGUAUACUCUGCACUUUAUGAAGCAGUACACAGAAGAUAUGGAUCAGAAAUCUCCAGGCAACAAAGGAUCAUUGGUUUAUGCAGGAAUUAAAUCAAUUGUAAAGUCAUCUUUGGGAAUGGUGGAAAGCAGCAGACAUAAUUGGAGUGGGUUGGAUAAGCAAACUGAUAUUCAGAAUUUAAAUGAAGAGAGAAUCUUAGCUUUACAACUUUGUGGGUGGAUAAAGAAAGGAACGGAUGUAGAUGUGGGGCCAUUUUUGAACUCCCUGGUACAAGAAGGGGAGUGGGAGAGAGCUGCUGCAGUGGCAUUGUUCAACUUGGAUAUUCGACGAGCAAUCCAAAUCCUGAAUGAAGGGGCAUCUUCCGAAAAAGGAGAUCUGAAUCUCAAUGUGGUAGCAAUGGCUUUAUCUGGUUAUACGGAUGAGAAGAACUCCCUUUGGAGAGAAAUGUGCAGCACUCUACGAUUACAACUAAACAACCCAUAUCUGUGUGUCAUGUUUGCAUUUCUGACAAGUGAAACAGGAUCUUAUGAUGGAGUUUUGUAUGAAAACAAAGUUGCAGUACGUGACAGAGUGGCAUUUGCUUGUAAAUUCCUUAGUGAUGCUCAGUUAAAUAGGUACAUCGAAAAAUUGACCAAUGAAAUGAAAGAAGCUGGAAAUUUGGAAGGAAUUUUGCUUACAGGACUUACUAAAGAUGGAGUGGACUUAAUGGAGAGUUAUGUUGAUAGAACUGGAGAUGUCCAAACAGCAAGUUACUGCAUGUUACAGGGUUCACCUUUAGAUGUUCUUAAGGAUGAAAGAGUUCAGUACUGGAUUGAGAACUAUAGAAAUUUAUUAGAUGCCUGGAGGUUUUGGCAUAAACGAGCUGAAUUUGAUAUUCAUAGGAGUAAGUUGGAUCCCAGUUCCAAGCCUUUAGCACAGGUGUUUGUGAGUUGCAAUUUCUGUGGCAAGUCAAUCUCCUACAGCUGUUCAGCUGUGCCUCAUCAGGGCAGAGGUUUUAGUCAGUAUGGAGUGAGUGGCUCGCCAACGAAAUCUAAAGUCACAAGUUGUCCUGGCUGUCGAAAACCCCUUCCUCGUUGUGCACUUUGCCUCAUUAAUAUGGGGACACCUGUUUCUAGCUGUCCUGGAGGAUCCAAAUCAGACGAAAAAGUGGAUUUGAGCAAAGACAAAAAGCUAGCUCAAUUUAACAACUGGUUUACAUGGUGUCACAAUUGCAGGCACGGUGGGCAUGCUGGACACAUGCUUAGUUGGUUCAGGGACCAUGCAGAAUGCCCUGUGUCUGCAUGCACGUGUAAAUGUAUGCAGUUGGAUACAACAGGGAAUCUAGUACCUGCAGAAACUGUCCAGCCAUAAAAUGUUAUCACCUGAAGAGAAACCUUCAAGCGUGGAGCUUUCUAAUAGAUAUCCUUCAUAAAUCAAAAACAUACCUCAGAACAAGUCACUCAUGACUUUCCUGUAAUGGGAAAAUAAAUCAUUCUAUCAGAUCAGCAAUUUGAUGUUUGAGUGAUUUUGAUGUACGUCACAGAGACAAGUGCUGCUGAAAUGAACAUCAGAGUGUAGUCAUGAGUUGUGUUCAGUAGGUUGAAAAAGUCCAUUUUGGAAGAACUUUCUAAGGUUUUGUUGAAAAUAUCAACAUAGUACUAGCAGAGUUUAUAGAAUAAACAAGAGUAGACCUUGAACCUAUAUCUUCACAGCUGAAAUUGGGUAUCUUUCAAUAAAACCUGUCAACUUUUAAAA
This is a messenger RNA of Nycticebus coucang (slow loris), 3753 nucleotides long. It is a transcript of the gene MIOS, whose product is annotated as meiosis regulator for oocyte development. The record is from RefSeq and is a predicted model, not a curated record. The coding region runs from base 742 to 3369 and encodes 875 amino acids. The transcript has 12 exons. Gene Ontology annotation, cellular component: cytoplasm. Gene Ontology annotation, molecular function: protein binding. NCBI's taxonomy places the organism in Eukaryota, Metazoa, Chordata, Mammalia, Primates, Lorisidae. Gene Ontology annotation, biological process: positive regulation of TORC1 signaling; cellular response to amino acid starvation.